AUGUGUCUUGCCUAUUCAUAUUUUUAACCGAUCUUUGCAAUAUUCUUUUAAGAUUAAUUUGAUGUUUCACCUGUUGAUUCAGGAUACUAUAUGUCAUUGGCUCCAUUUUCAUAUUGUUUAGGGGCUUUCUUAAUCUCAAGGAUUAAGGUUCAUAAAUAAAUAACUAUCCUAAUUGGUAUUGGUGUAGUUGCCAUUUCAGAAUUUAUGAUGGGACCAGACCCUCUAUUUGGAAUUAGGCCAUAAUUACAUUUGACUAUGAUAGCUUAUUUAAUAUUUGGAUUCUUUAUUGCUUUACCAUAUGUGCUAACACUUCCAUCUAUAAUUGAAACUUUAGAAUUCCGCUUUGAGAAAAAAGACCAUGAAAAAUGUAUUUGUUUAGCAUCUGGAUUAUUCAAUUCAAUUCUUUCAAUAGGUGAGUUCUUGGGACCUUUCCUUUCUGGAUUGAUUACAGAAUAUUUGGAAUUUCCAAGAUCUUGUAGUAUUCUGGGAAUAUAUUUAAUCUUAAGUACUGUCUUAUACAUUCCAAAUGUAUUCCAAAAUAAAUAUAAAAUAUAAAGGGUAAAAGUACAGACUUUUGAUGAAUAAUUAUGA
Messenger RNA from Paramecium primaurelia, 591 nucleotides. Lineage: Eukaryota; Ciliophora; Oligohymenophorea; Peniculida; Parameciidae. The record is from the annotation of a GenBank genome assembly.